Molecule: messenger RNA, 633 nt
Organism: Hansenula anomala
Lineage: Eukaryota; Fungi; Ascomycota; Saccharomycetes; Phaffomycetales; Wickerhamomycetaceae
Exons: 1
Biological process (GO): mitotic DNA replication termination; site-specific DNA replication termination at RTS1 barrier
Cellular component (GO): nucleus
Source: RefSeq, a predicted model, not a curated record
GAUGGUGGUGUUAAAUUACAGAGAAAGGAUUUGAUCAAACAAAAAAAGUCGUCAGAAUACGAUGAAGCCAGUGCUGAAGCAUACAACAAGAAUGGAAAAUGGACAACUUGCCACUUGUCAAACAAGCCAUUGGCCAUACCCAUAGUGAGUGAUUAUAAGGGUAAUUUAUACAACAAAGAUAGCAUAUUGGAGUACAUUUUAUAUCCGGACACUAUAAGUACGAACCAAAAGCAGUUGGUAGAGCAUAUAAAGAGUUUAAAGGAUAUUGUCGAAUUGAAAAUACAGACAGGUAAUGACAAUGCUGAAUUUACAUGUCCCAUAACAGGUAAUGUUAUUGGGAGUAAUGGGAUUACAUAUGUAUAUUUGGUGAGUUGUGGAGAUGUGUUCGCUGAAAAAUGCUUGAGAGAAGUCAAUGGUGAUGAUCGAAACUGUCCUGUUUGCAAUCAACAAUAUGAAGACCAAGAUGUCAUAGUUUUGAAUCCCAUUUCAAAGAAGAGUAUUGAACACCUUGAAGAUAGAAUACAGCUGUUGAUAUCUAGAAAUUUGACACAUUCAAUGAAAAAACAAAAGAAGCAAAAGAAAAGAAAAUCUGAGGAAGCAGUUACGCAUAAAUCCAAGAAGGUAAAGGUAUAG